AUGCAUGCCGACACCCAGACUCCACCGUUCCGCCGCCGGGGCACCAAUUCGUCUGAGACGCCCUUGUCGCCUGAUAUAGAAGCCCCUCAACUUAGGACCGCGUCGCUCGUCGGCAUCACCACGCCCUCUUCUGCGACGUUUCGCGCUCAGACGCCUGCGAGCCCGACCGUUACAUCACCUCCCGUCCGUCGCAAGCCGCUUCCCGCUAACGCCUCGCCCGUCGCCACGCGCUUCUCCUCCCAAAGCUAUACCACGGGCCCCAGGAUCGUCGAGAGAGGUCACACCCAGCGCGCCUUCUCUACUGACACCACUCCUCACCCCUUCGCUCGCUCCCAGGCAGUCUUCACGCCGCCCCUGACUGCAACAAAGGAAGAAUUCCACCCCAAUACACAAGAAAACUCUGCCCCCGCCAGCGAUCCGCUUGACGACUACAUCGCAGAGGACCGAGAUCGCCCCAGGCGAGCAUCAUCGCAAUACGGAGACCUGCUGCCCGUGGGAAAUAAUUCCCGGCCGGGUUAUGAUCGCGCGGCCAGCAGCUACCACACGGCUCAAGUUUCAACAUCUGAAUGGGAUCCUGAAACAGUCCCGAACCACGCACACGGCCACGAACGGACCCCGACCAUGUCCUCAUAUGAUUCACAAAGAACCCCAAACUUGACACUUCAGAUCCACGGAGAGGAUGGCGUCACAGGCGACUUCCUCGACUAUGACCAGCUCACGGACGACGAGGACCGCUCGCCAAAACCUGAGAUGGCCACCGGCAACAAGUUCACUUCGUUCUUUGGAUGGAAGUCUGGAUCACAAAACGUAGCGAACGGCUCGCCUACCACCAACUUCUCUGGGGAUUCCCCAGCGCCCAAUCCCCAGAAGAAGACGCCCAAGGCGCUGGACAUCCCUGCUGCCAACUCCCAGCAGUCGUACUUCACCGUACCCGGCACACCGCUCUACUCGUCCUCUCAUAGCGUCAAUGCACACGUCGAGGAGCUCGAGCGCGAGCUGCGUGAAAUCAGUGCGGAAUUGGCCGGCUCGAUCAAGAGAGAGUUGGAGCUCGAAGAUGAACUUGAGAGCUACAAGGCGGAAAACCCCACCGGGACGACAGAGAACCGGAGAACGAGCGACUACUACUCGGACUCGGGUGCUAGCUCCGCAAAAUUCCCUAUCGGCGACACCGAGGCGAGACUGGAGACGUUGGAAAAGCUGCGCCGGAAAGCAGAGCAAGACAGAGCGCAAGCCAAGAACGAGACUGCACAGCGACUUCAGGAUGAGCUGCGGAGACGCGCUGACCUUGAGGCCCAAGUCCAGUCUCUGGAGGAGCAGCUCCAAGGGAAUGAGAAGCUGGACGACAUCAAGCGCCGACUUGCUGACGAGAAGCAAGCCAAGGAAAACCUGGAAGAUCUGUUGGCAGCCCUACGCCAAGCCCACGACAAGGACCGGGGCGAAAGGGACAAUCUGCGUGAUGAAAUCAUUCCGCAGCUCACUGCUCGCCUGAGUGGUCUCGAAACUGGGGCAGGAGAGGUCGAAAAGCUGAGAUAUGAAAACACUCGCCUGCAGCAGGAACUCGAGUCCUUCCAAAUGGAAAUCCUUCCGGACCUCCGCACCCGCUUGGAGCAAUUUAAGGACAUGCAACAAGAAAACGCUCGUCUGCAAUAUGAGCUCGACAAUGUCCGCAAUGAAACCAACGAUGCCCAAGCAGACCGCAUCGAGAAACUCCAGGACGAGAUCACCCGCCUAAAGCGUCAACUCAGUACCGUUCAAAAUGAAGCAAAUAUUGCUGAAGUUGCUCAACUCCAAGCCUCGCAACUUCAGUCUCUUGGCGAGGAAAAUUCUCGCCUCCAACAGGAGGUCCAAACCCUUCGCAACGAAAACCAGAGCUUGAUCAACGCUCGCCGCAUGCGACUUGAACUAGCACAAUCAUCGGACCGUUUCAACUCGAUUUCCGAGGAAGGAGAGGAAGGCGCACCGUCUGCCUCACCGAAGAUUGGUCUCUCGCGCUCCAACUCCCUUGCUCGCAACUCCGUUCAACUUCUUAAGCGUGGCUCUCGUAGUGGCACGCUGAGCGGCCUCUCCCGGUCGAACUCGGUCAAAGAGAAGGGCGAAGCCCCGCGCGAUUUUGGAGAGAAGAUGAAAGAUGUCGAAGAACAGCGGGACGCCCUGCACCGUGCUCUUAAGCAGCUCCUAGCCCGCUACGAACAGCAGCAGAAAGAUCACGCAAAGAAGAUCAAGCUACUUGAAAUGGAGAGAGACCGCGCGCUCAAUGUGUCUCCCAGACGCACGGCAUUCCACAAUGAGGUCACCAACCUUCGUGCCGAAAUCAACCUUCUGCGCAAGCGUGCAGAUGAUGCUCUCGAUCAGAAGUGGCAAGUCGAGAAGAACCUUGGUGGUCUCCGCAUGGACCUUGCGCGUGCCGAACUGGAAACUAGCUCGCUUCGCGAUCUAAUGGGCGAGAAGGACAUGUUCGCACAAGAGCGGAGACCGUCUGCAGGUAGCGUCUACAGUGAUGACUCCCAGGCACCAGUCACUUUGGAGCGGGCCUACAAGGAGCUUCAGACCCUCCAUGCUCUCUCGCUCGCGCGCGUGAAAGGAAUGGAGGAAGGAGAAGACGCGGCAGAAGCCGAGCGUGUCCUGGGUCUGCUCAAGCAGAGCAUAUCAGACGCGAAGGCGGAGCGUGAUAACGCACUCAAGGAGGCCGAGACGUACCGUCAACAGGCUCGUGCGCUUCAGGAGUCGGAGGUUGCACACUUGGACAAGGAGCACUCUCUUGCGUCUGAACUCUUCGGAGCAGCCAAGAGGAUGGACGAACUCGCCGCCCAAACACAGGCGCAGCUCCAGCAAAACGAUGCUCUCAAACAACGUCUUGCUGAGGCUAUCGGACGAGGUGAAAGCGAGCAGCGUCUCGCUGCGAAGCGCAUCACCGAGAUGCAAAGCAAGCUACGCGCGGCUGAGGAAAGCGUCUCGGUGGCGCAGAGCCAAUCGGAUGAGGCGCUCAACCCCCACGAGGAUGAGCUGCGUGCUAUCAACGACAGUCAAAUAGCACAGUUGAAGCGCAUGCAGAAUGCCCGGGGUUUGCUUGAUCCAACGAAACUUACGCCAGCACACAGUCCCCUGCCGAAGCCCCUUAGCCCUAUAUUUGUGCAGAGAAGCCCCAGGCUGGACAUCACUUCGAGUGGCUUAGGCAUCUCGAUCCAGCAGGCAACGAAGACAGAGGAUUUGGAGCACAAGGUGCACAACCUGGAGAAGGCCCUGUCCGACGCGGACAGAGAGAUGGAGGAGGUGGUCAGCCGCAUGAACAUGGCGCAGAUCGAAGUCGCAGAGCUGCAGUCCGAGAAGGACGAGGCUAUGCGCGAGACAAGAAGGCUGCAAGCCGAGAUCACUGCCCAACGCGAGUUGGUCAAGGAGCUCAUGAGCCAGCAGUCGGCAUAA
Messenger RNA from Lasiodiplodia theobromae, 3420 nucleotides. RefSeq names its product Intracellular protein transport-like protein. The transcript is spliced from 3 exons. The record is from RefSeq and is a predicted model, not a curated record. The coding region runs from base 1 to 3420 and encodes 1139 amino acids. Lineage: Eukaryota; Fungi; Ascomycota; Dothideomycetes; Botryosphaeriales; Botryosphaeriaceae.